Molecule: messenger RNA, 2253 nt
Organism: Pan troglodytes (chimpanzee)
Lineage: Eukaryota; Metazoa; Chordata; Mammalia; Primates; Hominidae
Gene: ARMC7
Product: armadillo repeat containing 7
Exons: 3
Coding region: 372-968 (198 amino acids)
Molecular function (GO): protein binding
Source: RefSeq, a predicted model, not a curated record
GCCCCUCGCCUGCCUCGUCCCGCCCCUUCGGGGAUAGGGACAGCGCGGCUUCCGCCGGGAGCCCGGAACCGAGCCGGGGACGGUGCGCCAGUGCCCCUCCGCGAGCCCCAACCCGUAGACGGUUCCCUCCCGCGCCCCAAUUUCGAUUUUCAAACGCAACUCCUACAGGAUUCUGAGACCCCGUCCCAUCUCCCAUAUCCCAUUUCCAGCUGCAAAUUACUGCAGAAUCUGAACCCAGGAAAGAAACCCAUUUGCCGACCCCCUCUUCCCUCUCCAGACAGGUGGAGAGCGGGUGAGGGUCUCGCUCGGCUUUCCCCCUGCACCUUUCCCACCCUCCCGCCCGUCCCUGGGGGUCCUCCGUCACCGCGGCCAUGGCCCAGAAGCCGAAGGUGGACCCCCACGUCGGGCGGCUGGGAUACCUGCAGGCGCUGGUCACGGAAUUCCAGGAGACCCAAAGCCAAGACGCCAAGGAGCAAGUCCUCGCCAACCUCGCCAACUUCGCUUAUGACCCCAGCAACUACGAGUAUCUGCGGCAGCUGCAGGUCCUGGAUUUAUUUCUCGAUUCGCUGUCGGAGGAGAAUGAGACCCUGGUGGAGUUUGCUAUUGGAGGCCUGUGCAACCUGUGCCCAGACAGGGCCAACAAGGAGCACAUCCUGCACGCAGGAGGUGUCCCACUCAUCAUCAACUGCCUAUCCAGCCCCAACGAGGAGACCGUGCUGUCUGCCAUCACCACGCUCAUGCACCUGAGCCCGCCGGGCCGCAGCUUUCUCCCAGAGCUGACCGCCACGCCCGUGGUGCAGUGCAUGCUUCGCUUCUCCCUCUCGGCCAGCGCCAGGCUCCGGAACCUGGCGCAGAUCUUCCUGGAGGACUUCUGCUCCCCCCGCCAGGUGGCCGAGGCCCGCAGCCGGCAGGCUCACUCUGCCCUGGGUAUCCCACUGCCGAGGAGCGUGGCCCCACGGCAGCGCUGAUCCAUGGAGACUGCGAGACCCUGGCACCCCUACUGCUGGAGAACACGGUCCUGAUGUGGACGCAGGGAACAGGGGGAGCACAUACUGCCCCAUUGGUGCCUUUUCAGCCAUCUGAAAGGCGGGUUCUUUCAGCAGGACGGGCAUUUACACUGAUGAAACGCCACUGGGAGUGAGGAGGCCAGACUCCGGAGACACGGAGAAGAUCAAACUGGAGCUGCGUUCAUAGGCUGGCACUCUCAACCCUACAUCUGGUGCCACCACCACCAGGCUCAGGCCCUGGUGUAAGAAGCGGCCAAGUGCCUGGACCCAGAAGCUCUGCAGGACAGUGUUCUCAGGAGCUGGGCCUGAGGCUUAGGAGAGCUGCCUUCGCUGCAGGAAAUCAGAGAUUAUCCCUUAACAGAAGUGUCUGGAGUAGUUCUCAGGGAUAGGAAUGCGAUGCCUCGUGGUGAAAGGAUCUCACCCUGGGAAGAUGUGGUGCCCCCUCCAGGGCUCUGGAGGAUGGAUGCCUCCCCCAGGGGCUCUCCAAGCUGGGCAUUUGGGCCUGGUGGAUGCCAACCUGGAUAACCUGUGGCCCAGCAUUGACUGUCCACCCAGCCCUGCUGUUAGGCACCAUGACUCCAAGAUGAAGAUGUGGUCCCUGCCCUUGAGUGACAGCUCAGGGACUUAAUGUGGCCAUCGGGCAUCAAGCACAAGGCCAUGCAGGUGAUGAUACGUCUGAAUAGAGGCACCAGCCCUGGUAACUGCAUCUUCUCCCCUUGCCACCCCAUGGCCCCAACUGAAAGCUUCGGCCCUCCUCCCCCACUCACCACCCAUGGCCCCGGCUGAAAGCUUCGGCCCUCCCCCACUCGCCACCCCAUGGCCCCGGCUGAAAGCUUCAGCCCUCCUCUGCUGUCACUCAAUGAUGGGGAGCCCUACCCCAGAAGUGUAUCUCAUGAGGGCAUCAGGGACGCAGUGAGAGUGUUGCUCAAGGGAGUCAGGAAGAGACGGCAACGUAAAGGAUGUGGCUCCAUGUCCAUGGUGCCCCCUGGUCAACGGAGCGUGGGAUCCGAUGGAAAGGUGGAGCUCAGGGAAAAUGGGGGUCCUUGCCUCUCGUGUACCCCUCAAGGCUGACCCCCCUAGAUGGCCCAGGAAUGGCAGGUGCUACAAGAAUGGUACCCACGUGGGCAUGGAAAUGGGGCAAAUUAGGGGACCACUGGACUCAGAGGGGAGGGAAGGGUUCAUCAGCACCCGCUCAGGGAGCCUGUCCCUUUAUGUUCCCAAAUAAAGGGUCCUAGAAGACUAGAAA